GAAAGUGCGAGAGCGGAAGUGAAGACUCUGCCUCUUCCUGUGAGAGGGACAAUAGACCGGAGCGGAGGCGGCGAGGUUCAAUGUUGGGAUCUGAGAAGUGAUCGGCAACCAUGUCAAAGCGCCCGUCAUAUGCUCCGCCGCCUGCCCCGGCACCCGCAACACAAAUGCCCAGCACACCAGGGUUUGUGGGAUACAAUCCAUACAGUCAUCUUGCCUACAACAACUACAGGCUGGGAGGGAACCCAGGCAGCAACAGCAGGGUAACGGCUUCAUCAGGGAUUACUAUCCCAAAGCCCCCAAAACCUCCAGAUAAGCCACUGAUGCCGUACAUGAGAUACAGCAGGAAGGUCUGGGACCAAGUGAAGGCUUCCAACCCUGACCUUAAGUUGUGGGAGAUUGGCAAGAUCAUUGGUGGGAUGUGGCGUGACCUAACCGAUGAGGAGAAGCAAGAGUACUUGAACGAAUAUGAAGCUGAAAAGAUUGAGUACAAUGAAUCUAUGAAGACCUACCACAACUCUCCUGCUUAUCUCGCUUAUAUCAAUGCCAAAAGCAGAGCUGAAGCGGCCCUGGAAGAAGAAAGCCGCCAGCGCCAGUCCCGCAUUGAUAAGGGAGAGCCUUACAUGAGCAUCCAGCCUGCAGAGGAUCCUGAUGACUAUGAUGAUGGCUUUUCCAUGAAGCAUACGGCAGCAGCACGUUUCCAGAGGAAUCACCGCUUAAUUAGUGAGAUCUUGAGUGAGAGCGUGGUGCCAGACGUGAGAUCCGUGGUUACCACGGCCAGAAUGCAGGUCCUUAAAAGACAAGUCCAGUCUCUUAUGGUUCACCAGCGCAAAUUGGAGGCUGAGCUGUUACAAAUUGAAGAUCGUCACCAGGAAAAGAAGAGAAAGUUCUUAGAAAGUACUGAAGCCUUCAACAAUGAGCUAAAACGGCUAUGCAGCCUGAAAGUAGAAGUGGAUAUGGAUAAAAUUGCAGCAGAAAUAGCUCAAGCAGAAGAACAGGCUCGAAAACGUCAGGAAGAACGAGAGAAAGAAGCAGCAGAACAAGCUGAACGCAAUCAGAACGCUGCAGCAGCUGCUGCCGCCGCUGCUGCUGCUGCUGCUGCUGCUGCUGUUGAGGAGGAGCUGGAAGAAGUGAAGAAUGAAGAGAAGAAUGGAGAGGAGGAGGUGGCAAUGGAGACAGAGGACACCCCUUCUUUGCCACCACCAGAGGAGACCAGUGAAAGCCAACAGAAUGGAGAAGAAGGAAUAUCUACCCCCGAUGACAAGGAAAGCGGACAAGAGGCAGUGGAUAGCACACUGGAUGAGGGAACAAGUGACAGCAACACUGGGUCUGAGAGUAACAGUGGAACCGUAGAAGAACCCACCACAGAUCAAGCCACAGAGGAAACGGACCGCAAAGAUUGAUCUCAUUGUGCUAAGGGUUACGAGGGUUAUUUUCUUGUCACUCAUAGGUUUUGUCAGGAAAGAUGUUUCAGAUCAUUCCUACAUUAUAAUCCCACCGUAUUGCUGCUUCUCGACAACUGUCUAUGUGGAGCACUUGUCAACACUACCUUAUCUGUUAUGGUCAGUUCUGGUGGUGGAUGGGCAUUUGCGCCAUAGAAAUGGUGUCUUGUAGCAUUCUAGCUUGAGGACACAAGUCUUGCUGACUGUCCUCAGUGUACUGUAACCAGACAGUGGGAUUAGAUAGUGUCCUUACAGUGGGUAUGGACUAGCUUCAGUACUGAUUCAGUAAUGCAGCCAUGUUCAAGUUCUGUGCUUUUUUAAUUCUUCAAUCUAAACUUAAUUUUAAUGUUCCCCACCAUGCUGCAGCUUUGUAGCUGAUAUGGCGUAAACACAGUUGUUAGCUGUGUUAUAAAAUCUAAUGUAUUAAUUGAUAUUUUUUAGUACUUUUUUUUUUUCUUUUCUUUUUUAUGCAACCAAAAUGAAAUAAAGAAGAAUUAAAUACUA
Messenger RNA from Bufo gargarizans (Asiatic toad), 1943 nucleotides. RefSeq names its product SWI/SNF related, matrix associated, actin dependent regulator of chromatin, subfamily e, member 1 (gene SMARCE1). The transcript is spliced from 11 exons. Gene Ontology annotation, biological process: negative regulation of DNA-templated transcription. The record is from RefSeq and is a predicted model, not a curated record. Gene Ontology annotation, cellular component: SWI/SNF complex. Lineage: Eukaryota; Metazoa; Chordata; Amphibia; Anura; Bufonidae. Gene Ontology annotation, molecular function: nucleosomal DNA binding; nuclear receptor binding. The coding region runs from base 111 to 1400 and encodes 429 amino acids.